This is a messenger RNA of Trichoderma citrinoviride, 794 nucleotides long. Its product is annotated as NAD(P)-binding protein. Gene Ontology annotation, molecular function: oxidoreductase activity. The transcript has 8 exons. The coding region runs from base 6 to 794 and encodes 262 amino acids. Lineage: Eukaryota; Fungi; Ascomycota; Sordariomycetes; Hypocreales; Hypocreaceae. The record is from RefSeq and is a predicted model, not a curated record.
UCGAGAUGCCCUACUCUCUCAAAGGAAGAAACGUCCUGGUCACCGGUGGCUCCAGAGGCCUCGGGGCCGUCAUUUGCAAGAAGUUCGCCGAGGAGGGAGCCAAUAUUGCAAUCAACUAUUUCUCUAAUGUCGAUGCUGCUCAGAAUGUGGCUGAUUCACUACAGCCGUAUUCUGUUAAGACAUUCAUUAUUCAAGGUGACGCCGAGAAGAGGGAGGAUAAUGUUCGUAUCGUCCAAGAGACCGUCAAGAAACUUGGUGGACUUGAUAUCAUCAUUGCGAAUGCCGGUUGGACCAAGAUGUCUCCGUUUGCCGACCUGCAUGCGUUAUCCGACGAGGACUGGAACAAGUGCUGGGCAGUCAAUGUCAUGUCUCAUCUGCAUCUCAUGCAGGAAGCAGCGCCCAUUUUCAAUGCGAAUCCCGAUGGUGGCGUCUACCUGAUUACCUCCUCUAUCGCUGGCGCAACUCAGAGCGGUAGCAGCAUGGCGUAUUCCGUUGCGAAGGCCGCUGGUUUGCAGCUCAUGAAGAAUCUUGCCUAUACUCAAGGCCCCAAGAUACGAGUCAAUGCUGUUCUUCCUGGACUGUUAUUGACCGAAUGGGGCCGACUUUUCCCGGAAGAAGUCAUCGACGGAUACAAAAGGAUAUCUACACUGAGAGACGUGGUUGAACUCGAUGACUGUGCCGAUGUGUUUGUUUCGUUGGCCAAGAAUUCUUCUAUGACUGGUCAGCAGAUUGUCGUCGAUUCUGGUGCUAUUUUGGGGCACCCCGGGACGAAACCCAUCCAUAGACAAGAGUAG